Astyanax mexicanus (Mexican tetra) is the source of this 784-nucleotide messenger RNA. RefSeq names its product myosin, light chain 2a, regulatory, cardiac, slow (gene myl2a). Gene Ontology annotation, molecular function: calcium ion binding. The transcript has 7 exons. Gene Ontology annotation, cellular component: cytoplasm; myofibril. The coding region runs from base 72 to 581 and encodes 169 amino acids. The record is from RefSeq and is a predicted model, not a curated record. NCBI's taxonomy places the organism in Eukaryota, Metazoa, Chordata, Actinopteri, Characiformes, Acestrorhamphidae. Gene Ontology annotation, biological process: muscle cell fate specification; cardiac muscle contraction; heart development.
UCCGCGCCCCAUUGUCCAGCUGCUUUUUGGGAAUCCCUCAUUGUUCCACCGGCCUCCGCCCAGCUACAAUCAUGGCACCCAAAAAGGCGAAGAAGCGUUCAGCAGAGGGAGCCAACUCCAACGUCUUCUCCAUGUUUGAGCAGGCCCAGAUCCAGGAAUUCAAAGAGGCGUUCACCAUCAUGGACCAGAACAGAGACGGCUUCAUUGACAAGAACGAUCUGAGGGACACGUUUGCAGCUCUAGGACGCCUCAAUGUAAAGCAGGAGGAGAUUGAUGACAUGCUGAAAGAAGCCUCCGGACCCAUCAACUUCACUGUGUUCCUCACCAUGUUUGGAGAGAAGCUAAAGGGCGCUGAUCCAGAGGAGACCAUCCUCAACGCCUUCAAAGUCUUUGACCCGGAGGGUAAAGGUGUUCUGCGGAAAGAGUAUGUUACAGAGAUGCUGACCACACAAGCUGACAGAUUCUCUAAAGAAGAGAUGGAGCAGAUGUUCACCGCCUUCCCCCCAGAUGUGUCAGGAAACCUUGACUACAAGAACCUGGUCCACAUCAUCACCCACGGAGAGGAGAAGGACCAGGAGUAAAGCUACUGUCCAACUGUGUCCAGCCUCUGACCACUGCAUCCGCCUCCUUAUACCCACUUAUUGAUUGUUAUAAUGGCUGUAAGUUCUUCUGCAGCUUGUCCAAAACAACAAAACAAAAACCUGUGACUCCGCCCAAAUUAAAGUGUUGUUUUUUGUGUAUAAUAGUGAAUCUGUGCUUGUACAAUAAACAGCUUUUGCACUUU